CAUCGAAGACAAACCUCUCGUCGUGGUAAAUUUCGCUGGUACAUCUCUGGCAGAAAUCCAGCACAAACGAAAACAAACGCAACAAAGAUAUAGACACCAAACAAAACCCAGAACCCAGACACGAUGUCCCGCAAAGCCCGAGAAGACAAGUCGGCGUGGAACAUGCCCCURAUGUACGCCUUUGUGGGAGAAUACGGGCCGUUCAAAACGAGGGGGUACGAGCCCAUCCAGAACACGCUGAUCUGGCUGUGCAACAGCAAGCGYGAACGGACCCAACUGCGGGACCAGGCAACAGCAACGAAACGAAAACUGAAGCGAACCGAAAAGCACCCCAUGUUCUCCGUGGCGGGCCACCUCCAGCACGAGCUAGUGGCGAACCGGAACGACCCGAGCGGAGGGACGGAACGCUAUUCCUCCGUUUUGGUCGUAGACCUGGAGGACAUGUUUGCCAACGAGGAGGACUACGRUGCCGCCCUGGCGAAGGAACUCGAGGAGGUGGAACUCACCAAGGGCUUUGGGAAAAAACUGCUGCGCCUCUUCCAGAAACUCUUGCUGGUGGAGGCAAAGGUGGCGGCCAGGGGUGAACUCUGCGGGGUCCUCCUGAAGCUCUACCAGGCCAUUCAAAAAAUGGACGACGCCUCGACCCACAACAAUAACAACAACGGUAGCAAGAAGAAACACAGCGCCAACGGUGGCAAGAAGAAAGGCAAGCCGGCGCCAAGCCAGGACGCCAUCUACACGAUCUCGGAGCUCUGGUUGCUGGACCCAGAGCUAUCGGCAAAGUACAUCAACACACACAUGGUCGCCACGACGGGUUCCAGGGCGAACACGCAUCCGGUGCAGCUCAACGUGGUGUCGUCGCCGGGGGCCCCGGCGAGUUGCUCGAAACGAACGGCGGUGCUGAAGCAUUUCUUUCCCAACCUGGGAACCGACCUGGUGGUGGAAAGCGGCAAAGAACAAACACGCAGCAAAUCCAACGACGACGACACCGCAGCGACGGAACCCACAGCACCGAACUGGUUUUCCAUCAUCUCCAACCGCCGGGCUCCCGAGGAGGUCGAUUCCCCCGCGUACGAUCCGUCCGUUUGCAACGAUCUCGGAAAAAUGCUCUUCGCCUCGGUGCUGARGGUCGAAAUGAACAAGCAUUCGAAGCAGUACGAGCGCAACUGCUUCGAGAUGACRCAGGACCUGCUGCUGGAGACGGUGGURGAAACAGGAGACGGCGACGACGAAGACCAGCCCCUCGACCGCAAGUCCAUCGACUGGUCCUCGUGCGAGCRCCACGUGGGGGCACUCAUCCUGCGGGGGAACCGGUGCGUCCUGGCACGAUCGCUGGACAAGAAAUGGAAGGGGAUGCGGAUYCCCUCCGUGGUACCGGGGCCGAGCGAGUCYCCGGUGGAAGCCGCGAUCCGUGCGGGGACGGAGUUCACCGGGGUCGACGCGGACGAGUUGCUCCCCCUCCCGAACGUCCUUCCGGUGGCCGUCUAUGCCCCGGGCGGCCGGGCCCUGAUGGUAGAGCUGUACCCGCUGUAUGCAAAGUUCCCGCCCCCCGACGGACCCCUCGAGGACGCCGACAUGGAGGACGACGAGACGCCGUACGAUUGGUACACGCUGGCCAACGCCACGGUCCGGCUUGGGAGCGACACCGCCUCGGUAUCGGCCCUGCAGGGCAUGGCGCUGAACCUGGUGCAGGCGGCAAACGUGGGGCUGGUUCCUGCCAAGUGGGGCGGGGUCUUUGGGCAGGAGCUCCGGCAGCGGAUCGGGGACAGCGGCACGGAAGCCAGCGCGGGCGCGGCGAUCGCCGCGUCCCUGGAAACCAGCGUCGAGGAGUGGAAGCCGACCCGGCAGGGAGACGUCCUGCAAGACGUUCGAAAGGCCAACCGGGCCCUAGCGGAAAAGCUCACGGCGAAUCACCAGAACGGGGCCCGCAGCACAAAGCUUCCGGUGACCCUCCUCUCCGGCUUUUUGGGAUCCGGAAAAACGACGMUCCUGUCGCACAUUCUGUCCAACUACGAGGGCCUGAAGGUCGCGAUCCUGGUCAACGACAUGGGGGAGAUCAACAUCGACGCGGCCCUGAUCCAGAAUGGCGUCAGUGUGCGCCAGAGCAAGGAACACAUGGUCGAGCUUUCGAACGGCUGUAUCUGCUGUACCCUUCGGGAGGACCUUCUGGUGGAGGUCGCGGCCAUUGCCGCCGAUACCUCCUUUGACUACCUGCUGAUUGAAUCUACGGGUGUGUCGGAGCCCAUGCCGGUGGCCGAAACCUUUACCUUUGAGGAUUCCACGGGGCUGAGGCUGGGGGACAUUGCCGAGAUCGAUACGCUGGUCACCGUGGUGGACGGCUCUCGUUUUAUGAGCGAGAUGCACUCUCUCGAAAACCUCCAGGCACGCAACUGGCACGCCGAUCCGGAGGACCAGCGGACCAUUUCGCACCUGCUSUGCGACCAGGUGGAAUUUGCGAACGUCGUGAUCCUGAACAAGUGCGAUCUCAUCGGGGACGACGAAAGGGUACAGGUGAAAUCACUCAUUCGAAAAAUGAACCCGGAUGCCCGCAUCCUCGAAUCGAAGUUCGGCAACGUUCCCCUGGAUUGCGUGCUCGGAACGCGGUUGUUUUCCAUGUCCGACGCCGAGAAGCACGAGAAGUGGCUGCAGGAAGCCCGCUACGGCGAACACACACCCGAAACGGAGGAGUACGGCAUCGGAAGUUUUACGUACCGCGCGAGGAGGCCGUUUCUACCCGACAUGCUCGAACGGGUGCUGGAAGACCUGCUGGGGGGAACGGAAGUCCCGUUCGAUUCCUCGAAGAUCAUUCGAGCCAAGGGCUUUGUGUGGCUGGCGGGCUGCUCGCAGCUCCAGGGUGAUUUUUCGCUGGCGGGCAACCACUACUCGCUCCUUCCCGGCAAUCCCUGGUGGGCAGAAAUCGACAAAUCRCACUGGCCCGAGCACCUCGAGAGCAGCAUUGCUCCCCUCUGGCACGAACCGUACGGGGAUCGCCAGCAAGARAUUGUCUUUAUCGGGCAGGGGCUGGACCGAGAGGCCGUGUGCAAGGCCUUUGACACGUGCCUGGUGCCCCCCGACUCGAUGGAGGCCGGCCAGGAAACCUGGGACGCAAUGGUGCACGAAUACGGCGAUCCGUUCGCAGAAACCUGGGACGCCGCCAUUGCCCUCGCCCAAAAGGAGGGAGAAGGCCACAGCCAUGACCACGAUCACAGCCACGAGGCCGCCACCGCAGCGCAGUAACCGGCCCAAUAGCCUAUGCAAUUGUGUUACAAAUCUUGCGAUAGCGUUUUGAAUCUGAUGUAGUCCGCGACUCGUGCUUAGCUGUACUGCGCUUGGAAUGGGACCAUUAGGAUACUAAAUCGGGCUUGUGUGC
This is a messenger RNA of Pseudo-nitzschia multistriata, 3370 nucleotides long. Lineage: Eukaryota; Bacillariophyta; Bacillariophyceae; Bacillariales; Bacillariaceae. The record is from the annotation of a GenBank genome assembly.